Molecule: messenger RNA, 834 nt
Organism: Pygoscelis adeliae (Adelie penguin)
Lineage: Eukaryota; Metazoa; Chordata; Aves; Sphenisciformes; Spheniscidae
Gene: SELENOM
Product: selenoprotein M
Exons: 2
Coding region: 1-336 (111 amino acids)
Cellular component (GO): endoplasmic reticulum lumen
Molecular function (GO): oxidoreductase activity
Source: RefSeq, a predicted model, not a curated record
AUGGGCCCGCCCAUGUACUGUCCGCUCCUUAACACACCGCCCAGUCAUAACCUGGAGAUGAAGCACCUGCCCGGUGCUGACCCCGAGCUUGUGCUCCUCAGCCACCGAUACGAGGAGCUGGAGAGAAUCCCCCUGAGCGACAUGACCCGGGAGGAGAUCAACCAGCUGGUGCAGGAGCUGGGCUUCUACCGCAAGGAGACGCCUGAUGCCCCCGUGCCUGAAGAGUUCCAGUUUGCCCCUGCCAGGCCUCUGCCCACCCUGCUGCCCCAUCAAGCUCCCGCUGCUGAUGGCAAGACCCCACCUGAACGUGAUGAGGGAGAACACCCAGACCUCUAGCGAGGGGUGCUGCGCUCAGGAGAGGGUCCGGCAGCCAGUCCCCAGCGCAUGGGGACGAGGGUGUUACAGCAGGUGGGAACAGCACCGCGGGGUGGCAAAGGUGCCCCUGCUGUUGUUUGGUGCUGUGUAGCCUCUGCCCCGAGGAUGCCCUGAGCAGCUCCAGCCUUGAGCAGGGGCUUCCUGGGCAUUGCGGACAUCCCGGGGGUCCCGUGUGCCUGUUGUUGCCCUCCCUUCCCUGCAGCCCGGCAUCCCCGGACAGUUGGGAGGAGCGGCAUUCUUUGUGCUCCCUCACCGUGCCCUGAGAUUUAGCUGACUCCCCGCGCUGGGCAGUGGUAUCCUACCUGUGUGGGACAGGAUGAAACCCUCAGCAGAAAGCCCCAGGUGCUGAGGGUAGAUGUGCUGAGUCCCAGAGGUGGGAGAGCUGCCCCCGGGAAGGGUAUGGCUUUACACCCCAGCAGGGUUGCCUCGUAUCGAGCCCCCAGUAAAGCCCUUGCAUAC